Closterium sp. Yama58-4 is the source of this 609-nucleotide messenger RNA. The record is from the annotation of a GenBank genome assembly. NCBI's taxonomy places the organism in Eukaryota, Viridiplantae, Streptophyta, Zygnematophyceae, Desmidiales, Closteriaceae.
AUGCCCUGCAGUAGCAACAAGGAUCCAUCUGCGGCCCAUGACAGACGCACCUUCCAUCUCCCUCCAUCUUCACCUCACUCUCCUCCCCAUUUACUCUCCCUGUUCUGCCCUCCAACCAGCAACUCUGCAUUCCUGCCUUCCCCCUGCCUUCUGCUUUCCGCCUGCCUUCCUCCCUCACACUGCUUCCUAGCUCUCGUCUUCUCCCUCUUCAUACUCGUCGUCCGUCUCCCCCUCUCCAACCUCCCCCUCCUCCAUCUCUUCACCCCCAUCCCCUCCUCCCUCCUCUUCCUGCUCAUCCUCCUCUCCCUCCUCUCCUCCUCCCCUCUCCCCUCUUCCUCCUCUUCCUCCUCCUCCUCCUCCUCCUCCCCCUCCUCCUCCUCCCAUUCCCCUUCACUCUCCUCCUCCCCCUCCCCCUCCGCCUCCCCCACCUCCUCUCCUCUCACCUCCUCCCUCUCCCCCUCCACUCCCCUCACCUCCUCCUCCUGCACCACCUCCCCCACCUCCUCCCCCACCGUCCCCAACACCGCCUGCCACCCGCCCUCCACGCGUCUCCUUCUCGCCCCAGUCCGCCCCGACUCCUCAUUAAACCGCCUCUCAGCCAAGCGGUAA